AUGGAGAUCGAAAUUGCGGCGGCCGGAGGCGGAGUAUCUUCCGUUAUGCAAUUUCCCCUGUUACGAAAGAUGAGCAAAGUUCCAGUGAGGAUCGUUGGGAUUCUUCUAUGGAUGUGUGUGUGGGUUUGUAAUGGGGAUGGAGAGUAUGUGCUGUACAAGGACCCGAAACAGAAGGUCUCAGAUCGAGUUUUGGAUUUGUUUGGUAGAAUGACUCUGGAAGAGAAGAUUGGUCAGAUGGUUCAGAUUGAUAGAAGUGUCGCCACUGUUAACAUAAUGAGAGAUUACUCCAUCGGCAGUGUGUUGAGUGGUGGUGGGAGUGCUCCACUUCCUGAGGCAACUGCUCAGAAUUGGGUUGAUAUGAUAAAUGAGUAUCAGAAGGGAGCUCUAGUGAGUCGUUUGGGCAUUCCUAUGAUAUAUGGCAUUGAUGCCGUUCACGGUCAUAACAAUGUCUACAACGCUACUAUCUUCCCUCACAAUGUUGGUCUUGGAGCCACCAGGCAAGUUUUAGCUAGAACGGAUCCUGAUCUUGUUAAGAGGAUUGGAGCAGCAACUGCAGUCGAAGUCAGAGCCACUGGAAUCCCAUACACUUUUGCUCCUUGCAUCGCAGUUUGUAGAGAUCCCAGAUGGGGUAGGUGUUAUGAGAGCUACAGCGAGGAUCACAAGGUGGUGGAAGACAUGACGGAUGUCAUACUUGGUUUACAAGGAGAGCCUCCUUCCAACUACAAGCACGGAGUUCCAUUCGUUGGUGGAAGGGAUAAAGUUGCAGCAUGUGCCAAGCAUUACGUGGGAGACGGUGGGACAACCAGAGGAAUAAAUGAGAACAACACAGUGACUGAUUUACACGGUCUUCUCAGCGUUCACAUGCCUGCUUACGCUGAUGCAGUUUACAAAGGUGUUUCCACAGUGAUGGUUUCAUAUUCAAGCUGGAAUGGCGAGAAGAUGCAUGCACAUACUGAGCUCAUUACAGGGUAUCUCAAGGGUACCCUUAAGUUUAAGAGUCUUGAUCAUGUGAAUCUUUAUAGAUCAAAGGAGUUGAUUUUGAGUGCUGAUUCCAAUUUUAUCUUGUCAUAUGUGCAGGGUUUUGUUAUUUCGGAUUGGCAAGGCGUUGAUAAGAUCUCUACACCACCGCAUACGAACUACACAGCUUCUGUCCGAGCUGCAAUUCAAGCUGGCAUUGAUAUGGUCAUGGUCCCCUUCAACUUCACUGAAUUCGUCAAUGAUCUUACGUCCUUGGUGAAGAACAAAGUGAUUCCUAUCACCCGGAUUGAUGAUGCUGUCAGAAGAAUCCUGCGGGUCAAAUUCACCAUGGGUCUUUUUGAGAACCCUUUGGCUGAUUACAGCUUUUCAAAUGAACUAGGAAGCCAAGCACAUAGAGACUUGGCAAGGGAGGCUGUUAGGAAAUCACUUGUGCUGCUGAAAAACGGGAACACAACCAAUCCUAUGCUCCCACUUCCCAGGAAGACUUCAAAGAUCCUUGUCGCUGGCACUCAUGCUGAUAAUUUAGGAUAUCAGUGUGGUGGUUGGACCAUAACUUGGCAAGGAUUUAGCGGUAACAAGAACACGAGGGGGACUACGAUUCUUGGCGCUAUAAAAUCAGCUGUUGAUCAAAGCACUGAAGUUGUCUUCCGCGAGAAUCCAAAUGCUGAAUUCAUGAAAGCGAACAACUUUGCAUACGCUAUCAUCGCUGUUGGUGAACCGACAUAUGCAGAGACGGCUGGAGAUAGCGACAAGCUAACCAUGCUGGACCCUGGUCCUGCCAUCAUUAGCUCCACUUGUCAGGCUGUCAAAUGUGUGGUUGUGGUCGUUUCAGGCAGACCAGUUGUGAUGGAACCUUACGUUGCCUCGAUCGAGGCAUUGGUUGCAGCGUGGCUACCGGGAACAGAAGGCCAAGGUAUCACUGAUGCUCUCUUUGGGGACCAUGGCUUCAGUGGAAAACUUCCUGUUACAUGGUUCAGAAACACAGAGCAGUUGCCUAUGAGCUAUGGAGAUUCACAUUAUGACCCGCUUUUCGCUUACGGGGCUGGUCUUGAAACUGAGUCCGUUGCGAGCAUUGUUGCUAGGUCAACCUCAGCUUCUGCUGCUGGCACAAAGCCUUGCUUAAUCACAGUCCUUGUUUCUGCUACAUUUUGUCUGUUUCUCUUCCCAAGAGCAUUAAAACCUAAUGGGUACUCUCAAAGCUCAGACAAAACAACCAAUUCAGAUAGAGAUCAUCCGAAAGCAAAUAAAUUUACUCUAAUGGCAGCAAGACAGCAACCGAAAGGAACAGGCUUCGGGAUUCAGUAUGAGGAUCUUGUCCCCAAGUCCGAAUGGAUAGAUCAACCUGAAGCCACUCUUCUCACCAUUGAUCUUCCCGGUUUUGCAAAGGAGCAAAUCAAGGUGACAUAUGUGCACACCUCGAAGAUGAUAAGAGUCACUGGAGAACGUCCUGUGGCUGAUCGGAGAUGGAGCCGUUUCAACGAGGUGUUCAAUGUCCCACAAAAUUGUCUAGUAGAUAAGAUCCAUGGGAGCUUCAAGAACAACGUCCUCACCAUCACCUUGCCUAAGGAGACGAUUACGAAGAUGCCUAAUCUUCCAGAGUCUUCGGCAACUGUGGCUGAGAAGGUGGAGAAGCUAGAGGAGAAGAGGUUGUUGGAGGAAUCCAAAAGGAAAGAGAAGGAGGAAGAGGCCGAGAAGAAGAAGAAGCUUCUGGAAGAGAAAGAGGGACUAAUUAGGAAGCUACAAGAAGAAGCUAAAGCAAAAGAGAAGGCUGAAAUGAAAAAGCUUCAAGAGGAAGCUAUAGCAAAAGAGAAGGCUGAGGCAAGGAAGCUUCAAGAAGAAGCUAUAGCAAAAGAGAAGGUUGAGGCAAGAAGGCUCCAAGAAGAAGCCAAAGCAAAAGAGAAGCUUUUGGAAGAAGCUACAUUGGAGAAGAAGAUCCAGGAGAAGAAGUCUGCCGAUGAAUCUGGACGAAAAGAGAAGAUGCUAAAGCCAGAAGAGAGGAAGCUUCCAGAAGUGGUGUAUACAAAAUCAGGUCCC
Messenger RNA from Thlaspi arvense, 3012 nucleotides. Lineage: Eukaryota; Viridiplantae; Streptophyta; Magnoliopsida; Brassicales; Brassicaceae. The record is from the annotation of a GenBank genome assembly.